This is a messenger RNA of Penicillium vulpinum, 180 nucleotides long. RefSeq lists its product as uncharacterized. Bases 1 to 180 code for a protein of 59 amino acids. The record is from RefSeq and is a predicted model, not a curated record. The transcript has a single exon. NCBI's taxonomy places the organism in Eukaryota, Fungi, Ascomycota, Eurotiomycetes, Eurotiales, Aspergillaceae.
AUGGCCUCCCGGAGCCAAAAGAUGAAAACUCAGCUCUAUCGUCGUCCAGUUACAGCGGCAUUCAGCAUGGGCGCACACCUCUUGGCCAUCACAUACAAAGGUCAAGACAUUUUGCUUUGGGAGCUGGAGAGCGAUUCUCUCUACGAUAUCAACAGCAGAGAGCGAGCGCGAUUCGUCUAG